UCCAGAGUUGCUCUGCGAAUGAAUUAGGCUAAAUAUAUUUGCUCAAGUGAAACUUUUACAGACCUCAAGAGGCCACUAGAGGCUGGUUCUAAUCCGGUGGACUUUACCCCAUCAUCAAGCUUUGUGUGAACGAAUGAGUAGACUCAGGCACUUGUUGAUUACGUUAUGGGAGUUAGGUAAUAAAGAAUUAGUUAAGCAGUAAAUUCUGUUUUCUGCCUAAAUCCAUCUGUGAUUGCAUAGCACACGGCAGUGUAUAUAAGAGAGAGUGAAGAAGAGCUUGCAGGAUUGGAGAUAACGUCUGGUCAAUUUAUAAUUCCGACAUGAGGGUGUGCAUCAUUGGAGCGGGGGUCAUCGGCCUCUCCACCGCUCAGAGCAUCUACCAGCACUUCCACAGCAGGAUCAGCCCCCUCACCAUAGAGGUGUAUGCUGAUGUCUUCACUCCACUCACCACCAGCGACGGGGCAGCUGGACUAUGGCAGCCGUAUCUCUACGACAAGGGCAAUGUACAUGAAACUAAAUGGAACAAAGAAACGUUUGACUAUCUACUAAGUUGCCUCAGCUCUCCAGAUUCAGUGAAAAUGGGAAUCUUCCUUCAGUCUGGCUACAAUCUGUGCUCUGAAACUGCACCAGACCCCUCAUUUAAAGAUGCCGUGUUGGGUUUUCGCCAGCUGACUAAACGUGAACUAGACAUGUUCCCGGGAUACAGUUUUGGGUGGUUCAACACCACUCUCAUGAUUGAAGGAAAGACAUACCUGCCCUGGCUUAUGGACUGGUUAAAACAAAGAAAUGUCAAGUUUCAUCAAAGAAAGAUUGGUUCAUUUAAAGAGUUGGCAGAUAGUGGUGCUGAUGUUAUCAUCAACUGCUCCGGUGUCCGAUCAGGAGACCUCCAGCCUGAUCCUGAGCUCCAGCCAGCCAGAGGACAGAUCAUUAAGAUAGAUGCUCCCUGGAUAAAACAUUGGAUCUCCACACAUAAUUUCUCGUCUAGAGGCAAUUCAGCGUACAUCAUACCCGGGAGUCGUUUAGUCACUGUUGGUGGAGUUUUCCAAGUAGGAAACUGGAAUCUGCAGAACAGUUCUGUUGACCAUAAAAACAUGUGGGAAUCUGCCUGCAAGCUUGAGCCCAGUCUACAGCAUGCGCGGAUAGUAGAGGACUGGACUGGUCUCAGGCCCGCACGCAGCACAGUUAGACUGGAGAGAGAGACCAUACGAUCUGAACCAACCUCGUUUGAGGUCAUUCAUAACUACGGACAUGGUGGUUUUGGACUGACCAUCCAUCGUGGAUGUGCUGAGGAAGCUGCUCGUCUCUUUGGACAGAUCCUGGAGCAGAACGGCGUGCUAGCAUACUCUAAAUCACGUCUCUAAUAGAUCUGGGCCUCUGGGCAAUGUUAGACAUAAUUUCUACAAUAUAUGUAAAUGUACAUAUAUUAUUUUUUAUUAUACUUUAAUAGAGCUUUCAAAUAAAAGAUAACAUAACAGAAUCAUAACAGAGCUGAAUUGUCAACAUGUUAUUCAGCUAAUGUACAAUAAAGAAUCAGAUGCUAGCAUGAUUUAUUUAUGUUUGAUCUAAUGUUUUUUCAAUUAAGCUUUAUUAUUAUCAUGCACAUGUACAUCACUGUAGUGGCAAGGGAUCCUGCUCUUCGACUGUCUGAACACUAGACUUUUUCAGGUAUCUUCUACUUCAUAUAAUGCCCCUAUCAAAUCAUGUUCCAGUAUACAUUGCAUAUAUGAA
Sinocyclocheilus rhinocerous is the source of this 1728-nucleotide messenger RNA. RefSeq names its product D-amino-acid oxidase, tandem duplicate 3 (gene dao.3). Gene Ontology annotation, molecular function: D-amino-acid oxidase activity; FAD binding. Lineage: Eukaryota; Metazoa; Chordata; Actinopteri; Cypriniformes; Cyprinidae. Gene Ontology annotation, biological process: D-serine catabolic process; L-proline catabolic process; D-alanine catabolic process. The record is from RefSeq and is a predicted model, not a curated record. The transcript has 11 exons. Bases 321 to 1361 code for a protein of 346 amino acids. Gene Ontology annotation, cellular component: cytoplasm.